AUGGGUGCCUUUAGUGACGCAUUUCAAGCAACCAUUUUCGUCCAAAGUAGAAUGCGAGAAUCGGCGAAGCCGCCAGUACGUGGGAAAACAUCUCCGUAUGGAUUCUUCGUAAAAAUGUGCUAUGAGGAACAUAAAAAAAAGUACCCAAAUGAAAAUGUUCAGGUGACAGAAAUAAGUAAAAAAUGUUCCGAAAAAUGGAAAACUAUGUCAGACGAUGAAAAACGAAGAUUUUUCGAAUUAGCACAAAAAGAUGCAGAACGUUACCAAGCUGAAGUUGCUGCUUACGGAGGAGAGGAUGCAUUACGUAAACGAAAACGUGUCAAGAAAGAUCCAAAUGCACCAAAACGGGCUUUAUCUGCAUUCUUCUUCUUUUCUCACGAUAAGCGACCUGAGGUACAGCAGCAGCAUCCAGAAUGGAAAGUCGGUCAAGUAGCGCAAGAACUGGGAAGAUUUUGGAAAGCAUUGAGUGAGGAGGAGCGAGCCGUUUAUGAACGUAAAGCUUUAGAAGAUAAAGAGCGAUAUGCUGAGGAAAUGAGAAAUUACAAAGGAGCACCAGUGCAGACAAUCACUUCUAUGAAAUUGCCGAUGAUGACGACCGUUGAAGGUGUCCCUGCAAGUGGACUGAUGCAAAUGGGGGUGCCACAAACUCAUGCCCAGCAAAUGGUUCAAGCACAGGAAGUAAACGACGAAGGGGGCGAAGACUGA
Messenger RNA from Thelazia callipaeda (thelaziosis nematode), 705 nucleotides. The record is from the annotation of a GenBank genome assembly. Lineage: Eukaryota; Metazoa; Nematoda; Chromadorea; Rhabditida; Thelaziidae.